GAGUUACCGAUACUGGCUGCCCCAAGUCCAGCGCCCGAGGCAAAAGGGCUGCCCAUACCCAGCCCUCGUGCGAGACAGCUCAAAACUUUCACGUGCUCCAUCACUCCUGGCCGCACGGCCCACUGCUGCAAACACAAGCGCAAUGGAAGUCCGAAGGGCCACCCCGGACGACAGCCCCGGCGUCGCGUCGCUCGUGACGCUGACGGGCGGCGCGGCGAAAUAUCGCAAGCGCUACGGGAACUAUAAUGUGGCUCAAUUACUAGAGACGGGCUACCUCUGUAUUUCAGCUGUUGAGGAUGGCAAAAUGAAGGCGUUUUUAGUGAUUGGGGACGCGCCGCCGCGCUGCAAAGCGGCCGAUGCCGAAAGUUGGGCUUCUACGUUUUGUGCGAAUUAUACGGAGGGUGGCGCGAUUGGCACGUGUGCGUGGAUUGAUUUCUCUGCGGCACUUGAUGCAGACACCGCUGCUACGCGAGCGUGUCUGACCUUCGCCGUCUCUACUCUAAAAGGUGUGGACCACUUGAUUCUGGCGCGGCAGCCGGACAAGCGGUCGCCGGAAGCGCCUCCCGAGCUAGCCGAGCUGUUUGAUGUGCUCGAGCCGUCGCCCGAGCCGCUCCUAGCAAACUCGGACUUAGCGUACUGUCCUCGGACGAAACUCGCCCCGACGCUGUCAGUGAGGGGCGCCUGCGUCGAGGACUCCGAUGAUUUGCUGCCGAUCUUCCAGUCGCAAUCUGAAGUCCUCGCGGAGCACUUCGGGGACUUCUUCCUCGCGGAAAUUAUUGAAAAUGCGGAUGAAAACAACAAGCAGCUCGUCGCCGUCGCCGACGACCACGCGGUCGGAUUACUAAGUGCCUCCACAGACAUUGACGUCGCGACGCUCGGCGCGUGCUUCGAGCUCCAGCCCUUCGGGAACCUCGUCAAGGGCUCCUCGACGGAGGGUCAAGUACCGUCCGAGCAACCGGCCGAUGCGCCGGCGGCCGCGCCCGCGCCGGCCGCCUUCGCCGCCGAGGAGGAGGUGGCCGUCGAGUCAAACUGCAUGGCCGUGACGCUCUUCUGCCUGGACGCGCAGCACGAGUCGCGAGCGGCGGACUUCUUCGCGGCCAUGUUCCAGUUGUGGCCGGACAAAAAGUACUGCGUCGUCACGGCGCCGCCGACGGUACAAAGAGCUGCAUUUCUGGACGCCUUCGUGUCCAUCCCGCCGAGGGCGGGCUCGACCUUUGCCCAUACACUCUAUUUAUUGCAUCGCGACGCGUUGCUCGCACCUUCUUCUUUAAGUGUGAGGCGCUACGACCCGUCACUACAUGCCGAGGGCGCCGCCGCGUUAAUUGGAGACGUCUCGUCGUUCGCGAUUGAUGCAGACACGAAGAUGGAGGACAACCCGCCGACGGCGGCCUUUGUUGCGCUCAUGAACGAGCAAGUCGUCGCCGUUGUUGAUCUCUCGCGUAAAGGCGCCUCGACGGAUGCUAUCGACUGGUACAAGGCGAACUAUGAUAUUGAGGCCUACGUGCCCUUUGAGCGCCACCGCGCGCGGGCCCAGGCCGUGCUAACAGAUAUGGUCGUGAACCCGAUAUUUGCCACGUUCGGGCGCUACGUGCUGAAGGAGGCGAUGCGUUUGUACGAGAAGACUUUAUUAUAUCACGAGGCUCCUUCAUCAGACGUGGUGCCUCUGCACGUCCUCGAGACGCUGGUGCCCGUGCCGGCGCGGUGGCGCGCGACGCCCAAUCCCGGGGAUGAGCUGCUCGGACGGAAGCGCGGCGACGAGGUACCGGGCGGCACUUUAUUGCACUACUUCGCGCGGCGCCUCGCGUCGGACCCGCGGCUUGUUCUUUCCCGGCGUCCCUUUUGACGCGCCAUCGACCCCCACGCCAUCGAACCACGCCACCCCAACGCCAUCGACGCGACGCGGUACCAACGGUCGAUAUACACAGGAGGUAAACGCGCGGAUUGUUGUGAUAGGGCUGAGCACCUGCGCCGUCGGCAUGCUCAAGGCCCUAUUGCUCUCGUCGACGGCGAACGUCAAGCGCGUCACGCUGAUCAGCGAGCCUGGUAUCUCUCGCGCUUCGGGUGUGGUUGUCGACGAGGACUACCCCGAGCCUUUUGAGUUCGAGGCGCUCGGUCUGGGGCAGCGGCUGCGCGUCAUCAAAGCUAGAGCAGUGGCCGUCGACGCCGAGGCCAAGGUUGUACAAUUGCCCGACGGCGCGUUAGUGCCGUACGACAUUCUGGUGCUGGCCCACGGCCUCCAGGAAAGCGCGCAGCGGGACCUCGUUACGAAAGCGGGCAAGGAGCUCCUGCCCGACGCGAGCGACCUUGCCGAUUGGAACUCGCCCGAGGUCGAUAUUGUGGCGGAGCUCACCAAGGUCCCGUCAGAUAUGGAGGAGGAGGCCACGGAUUUAUCUGGCUUCGUGUCGCUGUCCUCGGACAACGCCUCGGACGAGCUGGCCGACGCGGUGUCGAAACUCGGGGAGGGCUCCGUGGUUAUUGUGGGCGGCGGCUUAGAUGCCCUAGCCGCGGCCCGGCGCCUCCUGGAUUUGGGGGUGGCCGCGUCCAACAUCAAAAUAGCCUGCGAGAAUGAUCAAUUGGAGCCGCUCGGCGAUCAAGUCAUCGACCGCGUCGUUCAGCAGUCUAUGGAAGUGGCCGUCGAGUACGGGCUGAAAUUCGCCGAGCUGGUACGAGACAAUGGCGCUCUCAGCGCGGCGCGGUUCGCGCGGCCGGUGCAACAGGACGACGCGCCGGCGCCGGCGCCUCCACAAGAGGACGACGUCGAGGCGUGGGUCGAGCGGCCCGCGACGCCCCCGCCGGAAAUCGUGGAUUUGAAGUGUGGCCUUGUCGUCGGCGCGUCGACGCCCGCUGUCGCGGCGAACGCGGCGGCGCUGACGGACUACCCGCUGACGGUCGAUUCAACGUUCAAGACCUGCGACGACAGCAUCUACGCCGCGGGCCGCCACGUCGCGGGCCAGGAGCGGUUCAACUCCCUCGAGCUCGGCGCGUGCCUGGCCCAGAGCCUGCUGGCGCGGCUCACGGAUUCCAGCGUCGAGGCGCCGGACUUUCGCAAGGCACGGGCCGUGUCGGCGACGCUGCCGGGCGGGCUGUUCUACUGCCGCGCGGCGCUUCCCACCGUGCCGGUCGACGCGACCGCGCUGCCGACGGGGAUGCUGGGCAACGACGAGGUGCGCGGUCCGCGUCCUUUUUUUUGCCUUCCCGGUAGUCGCUACGCCGAGUAUGCUGCUCUUCCGCCUGCGAGAGAGAGAGAGCCGACCGCUUACUGACCGUCACGCUUGACGCCAUCGACGCAGGCCCAGGCUCUGCUCGAGAAGAGCUCCGGCGUGCACGCGCUGCGCGACCUCGCCGCGGCGCGGGACAAGUACUCCAUCCUCAAAGUCGACGGUUCGGGACUGCUCUGCGAGAUCAUUUAUCUCGGGAAAGCGCCCGUCGAGCCGCGGAACCUCGCGGCGGUCGUCGGCCGGCAAGAGGCCCAUUUAAACGGCGCGUGGGCGGCCUACGAGCGCGGCGUCGUCGACGACUGGGUCGCCUUCCUGCGGGAGGACUGGUGCUCGGCCGUGCGGCACGACCGCUUCCAGGGCCUGCACGACGCUCUGAGCAAGAUGAUCCGCGAGGACGAGUUCGGCCGGGAUUUGAUACAGCAAUUGGUCGGCGAGGCGGACGCGGGCCGCGACGCGGAGGCGAUCCGGCAGCUGCGGGAAAAGGCCGUCGGCGUCGGCGGCGGCAACCUGCCGGAGAAGACGCGGAAAUUGCUGGAGGGGGCCGUGCUGGGGUAUCUGCGGAAGAACCGGGGGUUGUUGCCGCGGUUCUCGCUGGUGGAGCGGGAGGCGGCGGCCUAGUUUUUCUUGUUGGGGGAGUAAGUUGAGCGCUCGGGCGA
Pelagomonas calceolata is the source of this 3874-nucleotide messenger RNA. The record is from the annotation of a GenBank genome assembly. NCBI's taxonomy places the organism in Eukaryota, Pelagophyceae, Pelagomonadales, Pelagomonadaceae.